UCACAGCGCGCGCAUGCGCAUAGUAUUGGUAGUAUAUUGGGGUUUACUAGUGAAUGGAGUGAAUUAACGCUGCGCAGGGAUUGUUUUGGCUCUAUAAUUCACCUACAAGAUUAACAUUAAAAUCAUGAGCAAUAUCGGUUUCAAUUCUGGUGGUGGACCAUCACUAAGGAAAGGUAUUGGUGGCGGGGAAAGCGCUGAAGGACUCGAUAAAAUCGACAUGUCCUUAGAUGAUAUAAUACGUUUGAACAGAAGAGAGCAGCAGACGCAUAGGUCUGCCUCGGAAAAUCGCAAGACACGCGUGAGUGGCCGUUUCCCACAGGGAAGGAGGGUUGGAUCGUGGGCUAGUGGCUCUUCUCAAAGAGGUGGAGGCGUAGUGAGGCUGGGUGCCCGUGGCCGAAGGGUGCCCCCUGUAGUGGGGCGUCGACGGGGUCAAGGGGUCAUCACAGGCCUGGCAGCCCGUCGGUCGGCCGCACUCUGGAAGGGAGUCAGCCCACUGAACCGGCCCGCUGUAACUCAGAAACCACGACCGCUCCUGCAGAGGAGGCCAGGGCAGCCCAGACAGACAGACAUACAGAGACGGCAGUACAGACAAGUGGGAGCACAGAGGGGCCAGAACACAUCCACAUACAGACCUGUCCAGCUGCACACGAGGAAUGUGCCUCCCAUUCAGCAGAUCCAGAAGGAAGCUCGCCAAGCAACUUUUCUCUUCCGUAGGGGCCUCAAGGUCCAGGCCCAGGUGAACAGCCCUGCGCCAUCCCCAGCAGCAGCACAGAGGACACAGCCGUGGCGCACUUCGACAACGAGCAGCGGAAUCUUGACCGUUUCCAUCGACAAUCCAACCGCGAGAACGCAGCCAGAGCCCCCCCGAGCCUGGACUCUGCACCCCCCUGUUACUCCCCCACAGAUAGUGAAGCAGGAAGAAGAGGAGAGAAAACCGCCCAAAGGGGUGCCUCUGCAGUUCGAUAUCAACAGCGUGGGCAAGCAGACCGGCAUGACCCUGAAUGACCGAUUCCGCAUCUUGAAAGACCAGCGCGUGGCGACCGCACAGAGCAGCAAGGCCGGCCGGUUCGUCACCGUGGGCUGACCGCAGCGCGGGUCGACCGCAUCCCGACCAUGAACCCGUGCGUACCGCAGAGGAGCGGGGGGGGAGCCAAAAUAAGCCGGGAACCCAGCACAGCCUUUUCGACGCAAGACCUGUCAAAUUUUCUUGGGGGACAAUAGGAAUCCUUUGAGCCCAGAGACUGCCCUACAGGAUUUAGGGGAGCACUAAUCUUCGAAGGAGGUCACCUGUCUUUUUACUUUUAAUGUUUUUCUUAUUUUUACUGUUAAUAAUGACCAGAGUUGAUUCUGCAUUCAUGUUUUGUGUUCAGGAAUGCCUUUUUCAGGGCAAAUUUGACUUGUUCUUGAUGAGGUUGAUAUAUCAAGCCAGAGCCAAGUAUUCCAUAGGCAGGGAUGGUUUAAGUUAUUUAGGGGUUUGUUUUGGGUUUUUUUAAUAGAAAUUAGUUUUUAUAUAAAAAAAAGUUGUUUGUUUUAUAAAAAUGUUUCAAAUAAACAUUAAUGUGGCACAUUGUAA
Molecule: messenger RNA, 1573 nt
Organism: Conger conger (European conger)
Lineage: Eukaryota; Metazoa; Chordata; Actinopteri; Anguilliformes; Congridae
Product: UAP56-interacting factor-like
Exons: 9
Coding region: 125-1084 (319 amino acids)
Biological process (GO): mRNA export from nucleus
Molecular function (GO): mRNA binding
Source: RefSeq, a predicted model, not a curated record